This is a messenger RNA of Vigna umbellata (rice bean), 960 nucleotides long. The record is from RefSeq and is a predicted model, not a curated record. Lineage: Eukaryota; Viridiplantae; Streptophyta; Magnoliopsida; Fabales; Fabaceae.
AGAUCUUAACAUAAUAUGUUAUAUAUGGUGCAGAUCAUCCCUGGAUGAGAGUGGAUGGAGAUGCAUCUGAUAAGCCUCUUGAUAUUGCUGUUUUAUCCAGAAUGAAACAAUUCCGAGCAAUGAACAAACUAAAAAAAGUAGCCCUGAAGGUUAUUGCUGAAAAUCUUUCUGAAGAAGAAAUUAUCGGCUUGAAGGAAAUGUUCAAAUCCAUGGAUACAGAUAACAGUGGAACAAUCACAUUUGAGGAGUUGAAAGCUGGUCUCCCAAAACUGGGUAGUAAACUUUCUGAGUCCGAAGUAAGGCAGUUGAUGGAAGCGGCUGAUGUAGAUGGAAAUGGAACCAUUGAUUACAUUGAAUUUAUAACUGCUACCAUGCACAUGAAUAGAAUGGAAAGAGAGGAUCAUCUAUAUAAAGCCUUUGAAUAUUUUGACGAUGAUAAGAGCGGUUACAUCACAAUGGAAGAGUUGGAAUCUGCCCUCAAGAAGUACAACAUGGGUGAUGAGAAAACAAUAAAGGAGAUCAUUGCUGAAGUUGAUACUGACAAUGAUGGAAGAAUUAACUAUGAUGAGUUUGUAGCAAUGAUGAGGAAAGGCAACCCAGACAUAAACCACAUAACCCAAAGACGUCGCAAAUAAGUUCUGCAUUACUUUGUUGAGAUCAGAGUCUUUACUCGUUUUAGUAUUGCGGCCUGCUAUUUGACUGGGCACUUACAUGAUAUUUGUGGGUCUAGUUGCACCAGUUUUUUUCCCUACUGCUCGAGCAGACAUGAAUGUGUUUUCUAUUUUGUACAAAUCCAAGAAAAAACAGAUCCAACUUUUUUCUGUAGUGAGUUUAAGAAUGUGCGAUUUAGUUUCUCUUGGUUUACGCUGAGUGCUAACUUUGUAUACCAGAUAGAUCCUACGGAGACCUAUUCGUCUUAUGAAUAAAGUAAUCUCAGAAUGUGGAUAUGUCCCAAGGGCA